AAUCGUCACCAUGGAAGAAAGCAGUCUAUAAACAACCAUGUUCUAUGCAUUUUUCUAUGGUUUCAUUCCUUAAUUACAGAUGAUUAUAAAUAUUGUGUAAUAUUGUUCAUAAAUGGCUUCUCAAUCAUUUAUUUUAACCAAUGAAGAUUUGCGUGUGAUCAGACGUCUGUGGUCAACUUUGAUCCGCCAAAAACAGAAACAGGAACAUGCAGAAGAUCUGAAACAAGAGCUAGACAUUGACACUCAUAGGAUAUCUAUAGAGGAAUUGUGUCAGCGAUUCAGGACAAACACAGAAGUGGGUAUAUCACACAACAAAGCAGCAUCAAGAUUGAAGCGUUUUGGUCCAAAUGCCCUGGCUCCUCCAAAACAGACCCCAGAAUGGGUGAAGUUCUGCAGAAUACUAUUUAGUGGUUUUUCCAUGCUAUUGUGGGUUGGCGCUAUGUUGUGUUUCCUUGCUUAUUUUAUAGAAUUUGCAACAGUGGAGGAAAAAGCUAGUGAUGAUCAUCUGUACCUUGGAUUUGUCCUAAUAGUUGUUAUAAUUUUAACUACCCUUUUUUCGUAUUACCAGGAGAAUAAAAGCUCGAGGAUAAUGGAUUCUUUUAAGAAAUUGGUUCCCCAGCACGCUACAGUGGUGCGUGGUGGCGAGAAAAUGUCUGUAAAAGCAGAAGAACUGGUUUUCGGCGACUUAGUGGAAGUGAAAGGUGGCGAUCGCAUCCCAGCAGACAUCCGAAUUAUUAAAGCCAGCAAUUUUAAGGUCGACCUUUCGUCUCUAACCGGAGAAUCGGAACCUCAAAGUCGAAGUACAGAAUACACCGACCACAACCCGCUAGAAACUAAAAACCUUGCCUUCUUUUCUACAAACGCAAUUGAAGCACUCUGCGCAGGGACAGCCAAGGGCAUAGUGGUAGCGACUGGUGAGAACACAGCCAUGGGACGCAUCGCGGGGCUGGUGUCCAGCCUGGAGGUCGGGGACACUCCAAUCGCCAAGGAGCUGCACCACUUCAUCAGGAUCAUAUCGGCCGUGGCAGUGUUCCAGGGCGUGCUACUAUUCAUCAUCUCCUUCAUCCUGGGCUACCACUGGCUGGACGCCGUUGUGUUCCUCAUCGGCAUCAUCGUCGCGAACGUCCCGGAGGGCCUUCUGGCGACGGUGACGGUGUGCCUGACGCUGACGGCCAAGCGCAUGGCCUCCAAGAACUGCCUGGUGAAGAACCUGGAGGCCGUCGAGACGCUGGGCUCCACGUCGACCAUCUGCUCCGACAAGACGGGCACGCUCACGCAGAACCGCAUGACGGUGGCGCACAUGUGGUUCGACGGCCAGAUCAUAGAGGCCGACACCUCGGAGGACCAGUCGGGUGUUCCGUACGACAAGUCCGGUCCGGGGUUCAAGGCCCUGGCGCGCAUCGCAGCUCUGUGCAACAGGGCGGUGUUCAAGCAAGACCAGGAACAUCUGCCAGUGUUGAAGAGGGAGGUGAUCGGCGACGCGUCGGAAACGGCGCUGCUGAAGUGCAUGGAGCUGGCGCUGGGCGACGUGAGGGGCAUCCGGACGAGCCACCACAAGGUGGUCGAGGUGCCGUUCAACUCGGCCAACAAGUACCAGGUGUCGGUGCACGAGAACGAGGGUGGCUACCUGCUGGUGAUGAAGGGUGCGCCAGAGCGCAUCAUCGAGCACUGCAGCACCAUCUACACGGGCGGCCGCGAGCAACCGCUCGACCACGAGAAGAAGCAGGCCUUCAGCGAGGCCUGCCUGCAUCUUGGCAGCUUGGGCGAGCGCGUGCUGGGUUUCUGCGACCUUGUGCUUCCCGCCAAGCAGUUCCCGCAAGGAUUUGAGUUCUCGGCGGACAACCCGAACUUCCCGCUGGAGGGCCUGCGGUUCGUCGGCCUCAUCUCCAUGAUCGACCCGCCCCGCGCCGCGGUGCCGGACGCCGUGGCCAAGUGCCGGUCGGCGGGGAUCAAGGUCAUCAUGGUGACCGGCGACCACCCCAUCACCGCCAAGGCCAUCGCCAAGUCCGUCGGCAUCAUCUCGGAGGGAAGUGAGACGGUAGAUGACAUAGCGGAAAGACUUGGCAUCCCAGUUUGGGAUGUGGACCGCAGCUUAGCGAAGGCUGCUGUGGUUCACGGCAUCGAGCUGAAGGACAUGUCGUCGGAACAGUUGGAUGAUCUUCUCAAGAAUCACAGUGAAUUAGUGUUUGCCCGGACGUCUCCGCAGCAGAAGCUGAUCAUUGUGGAAGGUUGCCAGCGAAUGGGAGCCAUCGUUGCGGUGACUGGAGAUGGUGUGAAUGACUCUCCGGCUCUCAAGAAAGCUGACAUCGGCGUGGCGAUGGGCAUCGCCGGGUCUGACGUCUCCAAGCAGGCCGCCGACAUGAUCCUGCUGGACGACAACUUCGCCUCGAUCGUGACGGGCGUGGAGGAGGGCCGGCUGAUCUUCGACAACCUGAAGAAGUCCAUCGCGUACACGCUCACGUCCAACAUCCCGGAGAUCCUGCCCUUCAUCAUGUUCAUCGUCAUCAGCAUCCCGCUGCCCCUGGGCAGCGUGGCCAUUCUGGCCAUCGACUUUGGCACGGACAUGUUACCAGCCAUAUCGUACGCAUACGAAAAAGCAGAAUCUGAUAUCAUGAAAAGGCCACCACGACGACCAGGAAUAGACAGUCUUGCGAAUAAAAAGUUGAUGAUGAUGGCUUACUGCCAAAUUGGAAUGAUCCAGGCUGCGGCCGGAUUCUUCUCGUACUUUAUAGUGAUGUCAGAGAAUGGCUUCUUGCCUUCAAGACUCAUUGGCAUUCGACAGGAGUGGGAUUCAAAGACUACGAAUGAUGUUGUUGACUCCUACGGCCAAGAGUGGUCCUACAAGGACAGGAAGAUUCUGGAGUAUACUUGUCACACGACAUUCUUCGUCACAAUCGUUGUGGUCCAAUGGGUGGUCCUCAUCAUCUGCAAGACAUCUCGCGCCUCGAUCUUCCAACACGGGAUGGACAACUGGAUGAUGAACUUCAGCCUCGUCUUUGAAACGGCAUUGGCAGCAUUCCUUGCAUACACUCCAGGCAUGGAUAAAGCCUUGAAGAUGUACCCUGUGAAAUUUCACUGGUGGUUUUCGGCUGUUCCUUUCAUGGUGUGCAUGUUCGUCUACGAUGAGAUGCGGCGCUACUUCAUCAGGAGGUACCCUGGCGGCUGGGUGGAGCGCGAGACGCACUACUGAGCAGGUCCGCUGCAACAGGAUUGCUCUUCCCGGCAGCUCUGGCGUCCGCGGAACGGCAAGGCGUUGCUGCAGCCAAGUGGUCGCUCCACAGUGGUGUCAGCGGGUGCUUAAAUCAGCGCGGCAGGACUGUGCAAGCGAACGAACUGUCAUCAGCAAAGCAAUUUUGUGUUUGUGAGCAGAGGGUUUGUGAGCAAAGUGUAAAGAUAUUUUUGUAAUAUAAAUUUUUACUGCAGAA
Bacillus rossius redtenbacheri is the source of this 3425-nucleotide messenger RNA. RefSeq names its product sodium/potassium-transporting ATPase subunit alpha-like. The coding region runs from base 113 to 3190 and encodes 1025 amino acids. Gene Ontology annotation, biological process: proton transmembrane transport; intracellular sodium ion homeostasis; potassium ion import across plasma membrane. Gene Ontology annotation, molecular function: ATP hydrolysis activity; P-type sodium:potassium-exchanging transporter activity; ATP binding. NCBI's taxonomy places the organism in Eukaryota, Metazoa, Arthropoda, Insecta, Phasmatodea, Bacillidae. The record is from RefSeq and is a predicted model, not a curated record. Gene Ontology annotation, cellular component: plasma membrane. The transcript is spliced from 18 exons.